Messenger RNA from Yamadazyma tenuis ATCC 10573, 489 nucleotides. The record is from RefSeq and is a predicted model, not a curated record. NCBI's taxonomy places the organism in Eukaryota, Fungi, Ascomycota, Pichiomycetes, Serinales, Debaryomycetaceae.
AUGUAUAAAAUAAUUCACAAGGGUGGCUGUCCCCAGCUCUGCCACAGUCCUCGCACUAUAUUCGCACCAUUCUUCAAGUCAUUUCAUAAAACCAUGAUAUUGAAGAUCAAAACCAGUGAACCUAGGGAUGCCCUACAAAGUGAAAGGACGUGCUUGUCGUUUAUACGAUUCAGCACAACCCUAUUCAUUACAUCGUUUGGGAUUCUACUAAACUUUAAAUUGGACUCAUCGUCAUCUGCACCCCUUAGGCAGGACUUUCUAAGUUCAUAUUACUCAAAGGUUCUUUCAUAUAUGUUAAUAGCGUUGCUGGGCUUGUUCUUGGUGCUCAGUGGAAUCACAUACUUUGUCACGAUGAAGAGAUAUAAGCUAGGAAAGAUCGAAAAUUUUGGGUUCAAUAAUGUUUAUCACUCGGUUUUGGUGUUUGUCCUUAUAUUGGUAUUAUUUGUGGUAAACAUUGCGUUACUAGUUUCAAGCUACAAAACGGACUGA